UGAUAUGUUGAUGUCAGAACGAAAUGAUAGUUAUUUAUUUGUUUAUACCUAUUUUAAUAUUUUAUAAUACGCAUUGUUUAUUAUGUUACAAUGGCACUUUUUCAAAUAUGAAUUAUGGUGAUGAUCCAUUAAAGUUUAGUGGACUUUUCAGCCCAUCUCAUAGGACUACAAGAAGAACUCGGUGUGCGUUGACAAUACUUUGUCCAGAAAAUGCUAUGUGUUUUAUACGCUCGUGGUCGGCUCGCACACAUUAUGCUUGGAUAGUACAGCGUGGUUGUUAUCAAACUGCUAAAGACGAUCCUCUUCCGAAAACUAUGAUCAUCCCCACCAGAGUCAGGACUUGUAAACAUGAAAGAUAAUGAAGACGGCUAUUUACAUUUCGAUUAGGUCAAAUCAUCAUCAUAUCAGCCAUUAUCUGUCCACUGCUGAACAUAAGCCUAGCCCAUAAAGGAGAUUUAGUCAUUAGUUGCCAUGCUUGGCAGACGGAUUGACAACCGCAGUUAGGUUAGGUGAUAUUUCGAAAGAGUGGUUGCUGCUCAUCCCUCUACCAUUAAGUUCUUUUAGUCACCUUUUACGACACCCACUAGAAAGGAAAGGGAAACCUAUUC
Molecule: messenger RNA, 608 nt
Organism: Galleria mellonella (greater wax moth)
Lineage: Eukaryota; Metazoa; Arthropoda; Insecta; Lepidoptera; Pyralidae
Exons: 3
Coding region: 24-359 (111 amino acids)
Biological process (GO): regulation of synaptic transmission, cholinergic; positive regulation of voltage-gated potassium channel activity; sleep
Source: RefSeq, a predicted model, not a curated record